CUUAUUUUGCAUGUUAACAUGAACCAUGCAAUCUAUCACACACUAAGAAUAUCACAUUCCUUCUUGCCAGGGCCAGAAAAAAGCUGGACAGACUUAAAAGUGACUUUCGGGAAAUUCAGUAGUUUACCUCAAACAAUACGUGAUGCUGAGAAAGGAGGUUGGAAAAAAACCGCAUCAUGUGAUGAUGUAUCGUCGUACUUCCUUGGCAAUCGUUACGUCCUUGGCAGCGAUACGUCGACCAUGGUGCUUUACGAUAGCAAAGGAGAUUUCGCAGGAAUACAGUUUGGGAUAGCAAAAUCCUUGGCAACGCAGAAAAUGUUCAUAAAAAAAAAGAGUCACUGGAAUGAGGAAGGGGAUUCUUUUGUAAUGACAGCCUACUUUACCCACCCCUCGCGUGUUUGCCAGGGAGAACGCACCGAAGACGGUUUGUUUAUUCAAACCGGACCAACUCCAAAUGAUUUGAUGAGUAUUCCUUACGAGGAAAGUAAUCUGGGUCCCACACCUUGGGUGAAAGGAAAGUGCUUCUUUUUGAUGGGUCAACAUUACUGGUUCAACAUAUCCAAGGAGAUGCAUUGCGAUGAUUUGUUCCCGGUUUUCUUGUUGUACAACAAACAAAAAUUGACAGGCUUUGGUUGGGCAAUGAUCGCCGACUUUCAAACCACCGCGCGUGUUGAACAUCCAACCCAAAGUAUAUUUAAGUACUUCGCCGCAGAAGAGACAGAACCCAAGUGUUUGACCGAAAUUUCGAAAGCAGGAAUCAAGCUCACCACCCAACACGUCUAUUUGAAAAAGUAUCCAUGGUUCAUCGUUUGUCCACUCUUUGGAUAGAUGCAUGAAAUGAACGCAUUGCCGGGAUCGGGAAGUUUUAAACUUUUAAAACAGACUAUAGUA
This is a messenger RNA of Dendronephthya gigantea, 891 nucleotides long. RefSeq lists its product as uncharacterized. The transcript has 6 exons. Bases 19 to 828 code for a protein of 269 amino acids. The record is from RefSeq and is a predicted model, not a curated record. Lineage: Eukaryota; Metazoa; Cnidaria; Anthozoa; Malacalcyonacea; Nephtheidae.